AUUAAUUAUACUUUAAAUCGGACAAGGAAGCAAAUUGUGUGUUUAAAGUUACAUAAUAAUUUUUCUCGAUAAUAUAUGGCGUCGUAGUGAUCUGAAUCGCGUACACACAAUCUUUACAUUAUUAUGUACAGUAACUUAUUCCGUCAAUAUUAUAUAAUAAUUCUACUCGUCAAGUCAAUAGAUGGCGUUGUGGUAAUCUGAAUUGCGCACAAACAAUGCUUACACCAUUAUGUAUAAUGUCUACGUAUAUAUUUAUAAACUACGGGUGCUAUUAAAUUUUUGUAUUCGUCCGGGAAACAGAAACAGAUCCUAUUUCAACCUGUAAUAACGACUCUUUACAAAAGCGUAAAUUACGGUCAAGUCAGCAUAAGUAUCAAUGAACUGUGAAGUGUACAGCGUGUGCAAACGUAUGCUCAGGUGAGGGGGGCGCGGCAGCAGACGACGGGCGUCAUCCACGCGGAGGAUCCCGCGGCUCUCUCGCUCUGGCUCAAGAGUAUCUCCGACAACAUCGUCGGCCUCACCAAUCUCCAGAUGAAGCUGCUGAACCGGUCGCUGGGCGCGGGCGAGCGCAUCGAGUACAUGGGCUGGGUGCACGAGGGCGUGGUGUGCGGCGGCGCGCCGUGGCAGAGCUACGCGCCGCGCUUCCUCGUGCUGCGCGGCACCGACGUCAUGCUGUUCCACACGCCGCCCGCCACCCUGGCCGACCUGGCCAAGUGCCCCGAGGUGCUCAAGGUCUACCAGACCAUGUUCCGCACGGUCAAGGAGAGCGAGACGGUGGACUGGCGCCAGCACUGCUUCCUGGUGGCGGCCGGCGCGCCCGCGCCCGCGCCCGCCCCCGCCCACCUCGCGCCCAGGUACAGUGUGCGGUGCAGUGUACAGUGUACAGUGUACGGCAGUGCGGGGCGGGUACACUGGGCGCGGUGCACUGUACGCGCGUGGCUCUGUGCAGGUACUUCAGCGCGGAGACGCGGCAGGAGCUGCUGCGCGUGGAGGCGGCCUGGACCAACAACGUCGUCAACUCCGUCGUCAGGCUCGGGAAGAAGACGUUCACGGUGGUGCACGGCGGGCGCGCGGCGGGGCUCACGCUGGACUGGGCGGGGGGGUUCUCCCUCAGCGAGGGCACGCCCGGCGCGCCGCCCGUCUGGGCAUACAGAUUUUCGCAGCUGCGAGGUUCCAGCGACGACGGCAAGUCGAAGCUGAAGCUCCACUUCCAAGACGCGGAAACGAAAGUUAUCGAAACUAAGGAGCUGGAGUGCCAGAUCCUGCAGAGCCUGUUGUUCUGUAUGCACGCGUUCCUGACCGCCAAGGUGGCCUCCGUGGACCCCGCCUUCCUCGCCUCCAUACACCACAACUAGCGGUAGGUACCACACUCACACUCACUACAUACUUCACUCACUAUCGGAUCGGCACAGAUAUUAUACUACAAGUAAUUAACCACUAUAAUUAUACAGAAUUAAUUUUAACGACAGUCUACAACAGAAAAUAUUUACAACAAAAAAUAAAUAACAGUGUUAUAAUUUCGUAUUUAAAUAUUAAUAUUCAAAAAUCUAUGUCUAUUUUAAUGUGCAAUUGAGAAAUUGUUAGUAUAAUCGAUACAAUUUGUUCGUGCACACACACAAGGUACAGGAUCAUAUGUAGCAACGAUAUCAUAGAUUUUUUUUCUACUUCACCUCCACUAGUCGGUUAAUCGAGACAUCUAUGAUCCACCAUAACGAACAUAAUAUUAAAAUUUGUGUGCUGAUUGCGAAAAGAUUCUUUAAAAAUACCCCAAUAUGAAUCAUUAUAUCUUUUAUAAAUAU
Molecule: messenger RNA, 1799 nt
Organism: Diatraea saccharalis (sugarcane borer)
Lineage: Eukaryota; Metazoa; Arthropoda; Insecta; Lepidoptera; Crambidae
Source: the annotation of a GenBank genome assembly